AUGCCGGCCGCCGGCACCGACGCCUCGUCCCCCACAGAGUCAAGUAAAGCGGCGGACGUGUUUGGUAGCGCGACAAACACGUACGAGGCGCUCGAGGUGGUUUGCGUGGCGAACAGCGACAAGUACGCUGACGUGAUGUUGCGGCUCUCCAACCCCGGUGGGGGGGCGCGACUGGCAGGGGCGCUGCUGCAGGCCGUCCAGCAGCUGGUCCCCUCCAGGCCGCUGACGGAGGUGUUCGGCAGCACAAAAGCGCCGCUCCUGCUGCUGUUCGUGCCCGCCUUGCUAUUCAGGGCGUCGGUGCUUCUCGGCUCGCCACAUACGGACAUAGUGGGCCCCAACAAGGAGUGGGACGUCGUCAGCGCCUUCCUCCUGGCGACGCAGGGAGAACUCCUCGCCUCGCCGGGGCAGCGUGUGGUGCACAUGACACACCUACCCCCGCCGCCCACUUUGCCCUCGGUGAAGCACACCCCGUCCUGGGCCACCAUUCUCACAGAGACGGUGCUGGCGGAUUUUGUGUCGCUCCCACCGGACGCGUCCCAGCGGAGCAGCUCAUUGACAGCGGCCAACUUUGGAGCCGUGCUCUACGCCGCAACAUGCGGUCUCGUUCAUCUGUUGCAGGCCAUCAUGGCAGCGCCACCGCGCGUUGUCUGUGGCAUGGGGACGCUGGAGUUUUUGAAGGCAACAAUUCGUCUUUUGCUCUCACCGACCGUGUUGAUCUACGGCUCUAAGGAGAACAACCUGCAGACGUGUAUUGCGUCUCUCCUCCUCUUCCUUCGGAGCGCACUUGCUACUCGGGAAGCAGUUGGUGAAAUACGACAGGAACAUCUGAUGGAGCAGUGGUCAAAGUGUAUGCAGUGCUGGUUUGAUUCAGCAACGCAAUCCAGCAAUACAGUGUGCAUGCAGUUACUUUUCCCCUACAUGUUAUCGCCCGACAUUACGUGGAAUAUCUAG
Trypanosoma grayi is the source of this 951-nucleotide messenger RNA. RefSeq lists its product as hypothetical. The record is from RefSeq and is a predicted model, not a curated record. The transcript has a single exon. NCBI's taxonomy places the organism in Eukaryota, Euglenozoa, Kinetoplastea, Trypanosomatida, Trypanosomatidae. The coding region runs from base 1 to 951 and encodes 316 amino acids.